AUUUGUAUAUCACUGUCAGCAACGGUCUAUCCACGAUGUCACCGCCAUGUCAUAGGCUCUCUAUUAAACCUCAUCCUGGACUGCAUCGUGUGUUUUGCGUUUAUCUGACCCGCGACUAAUCAAAACUCGCCCCUCAACGCCACAUCAUACCAUGGAGGCGACGUCUCCGCGAAGGGUACGUUUGGCGUGCGACUCAUGCCACAACAUGAAGAUGAAAUGCUCGGGAGGACAACCCUGUCUGACCUGUACACGAUAUAAACACACAUGUGUCUACAGUGCCCCGCAUCGCAUCGGGCGACCGCGAGGCUCUAAAAACAAGGCGGCUCCGUCGCCGUCAACAAAGGAUAUCUCGUCUUCUGCAGGACUCUCUGGGAAUGGGGGGAAGGCCGAAGCAUGGUACUACGAUCAGUCGCACUCACCGAUCCUUGGAGAGGAGAAUCUUGCCCACGCAUUAAUGCCUCCGGUCGAUGAAGUCAUCUUUAGAGCUCCUCUCGCGAACCUUCCCGAUUAUGAUGCUCAUUGUAAUGCUCAAGUACCAAGUGUACCUUUCAGUUGGGCACAAUCCUGCUUGAAUGACGCCGUGUCGAACGGUUCUUCCGCCGUCUCGGGUCUUUCGGAAGAGCUCUACUCGCUAUCCUCAGCUCAUCCGCCAACCUCAUCGCACCAACUCUCGCAAAUUGCUCCCGACGCGCCUGUCUCCACAUUGAAUACUAGUCUCCUGAGUCAAAACUGCAACUGUGUUGGCGUACAAGCAGAGGCUCUGUCGAGCCUCCGCAAGAAAGAAGCCGAUCCAUAUCCCAUAGCAUUCCCGAUUGUGCUUGACGCGACGCAGGAAAUCCAGGCGCGAUGGGAAGCACUACUCUCCUGCGCUAUUUGUCGCAUGGAUAGCGACCAUGUGGCGCUCCUUCUGCUUGCUAUGAGUCUGCGGCUGGUGCUUCGCUGGCUGCAGCUGGUUAUCCACGAGCGCGUCUCCUUGUCUCGCGAGCUUUCUGUUGCGUCCCACAGCCGUCAACCUUCUCGUGGCUCAACCACUUCGGGCAUGAGUGACGCGCCCACCUCCAAUGUCGAUGGAUACCAACGAGGCUCCACGCGUAGCCCAUUCAACAGCAGGUCGCACUCAAGAUCUAGCAAUAUCUUUUCAGACCGCAUCCGAAUCGGAAACUACGAGCUGCCCAAGGAGGAGCACGAUUUCAUGAUGAAUAUGCUCACCAGUCGCACGCUCGGAAGACUGAAGCAGACUCACGUCGGCAUCGCGACCUACUUCCAACAGUCUCAGAGUGGCUUGAAUUACUCCCUGACGGGCGAGAAGAAGUCUAUUCACCUCGUCCUUGAUCAUUUGAGACAUUCCAUUGAGACGACCGAGCAUUUGGUGCAGAAGGCUGUGCAAUAGAUUCCGGGUCUAGGACCCUUUGACUCCAUUACCAGGCUGUUUUCGCAUCGCUUUUUUUCUUCAUUUGUAACCGCUGGCUGUUGCUUGACGUUGUUGUUGAAUCUGUUGUCUCUGGUUAUCGGGUCUUUGUGUCGUCAGCCUCGCCUUCCCGAGGGCCCAUGUUUCGAGUUCUAACUGACUUGGACUGAAUCAGGACAGUCAACUGUGCUCAUGGCCUUCAUGUCACACUUGAUCUUGGCACGCG
Molecule: messenger RNA, 1634 nt
Organism: Aspergillus saccharolyticus JOP 1030-1
Lineage: Eukaryota; Fungi; Ascomycota; Eurotiomycetes; Eurotiales; Aspergillaceae
Product: Zn(II)2Cys6 transcription factor domain-containing protein
Exons: 2
Coding region: 152-1390 (412 amino acids)
Biological process (GO): positive regulation of transcription by RNA polymerase II
Cellular component (GO): nucleus
Molecular function (GO): zinc ion binding; DNA-binding transcription factor activity, RNA polymerase II-specific; sequence-specific DNA binding
Source: RefSeq, a predicted model, not a curated record